CUCAGUAUAGUCAGCUUUAUUUGCAAUCUGUUUUGUAACUGUAUUUCUAAUUUCUAUUCCAAUUUUUCCUUCGACAUUCAAAUAAUUAUUUUGAAGAGUUUUUAAAUACUUAGAUAAGAAUAGGAAUACAGAAAAGAUUUUAUAGACAUUAUUGGCAGAUAUCUAUGCUGAAUAUUCUUUCAGUACUGAACGCUACGAAGUGUCUGCCACAGGUUAUGUCAUUGCGCGAAAGGUAGUCGGAAAAUCAAAAAUUCCAGGAUGAAGAAUGAUCAAGAAGAAAUAGACUUGUAUCGAGACACGUAUGUAAGAUAUUUAGGUUAUGCAAAUGAAGUUGGAGAAGCAUUUAGAAGUCUCGUGCCUAAGUCCAUUGUAUGGUCCAGUUAUGCAUUAUCGAGUGGAUAUGUUCUCGCAGAUACGAUACACAAGGGUGCAAAAGUUUACCAAGAGGAUGCUACUCCACAAAAAAUCAAAAACGUUCUAUUAUCCACGUCAGACACUUUGCUAUGGCAGGCAUUCGCGUCGGUGAUAGUUCCCGGUUUCACCAUAAAUAGGAUUUGCGCGGCAGUUCAGUUUGCACAAAGAAAAAGUACAAAAGUAGCUUGGAAGAAGCCUUGGAUCUCUACGCUUAUUGGUUUGAUAUCUAUUCCUUUUAUAAUACAUCCUAUCGAUCAUGCUGUAGAAGAAGCAAUGGAUGUUACUUAUAGGAAAUGGACAGGAUACCAUCCAAAAGGGCCUCUAUGUGGUAUAAAACAUGAAUAACAAUAUGUAUAGUUAAUUGAUUAUAGUAAUCUAAGAGAGGUCAUGCUUACAAGCAAGCUAUAUUAGUAAUUAAUAAUUACAGAAUUUAUUCCAUUUUUACGCAAA
Molecule: messenger RNA, 864 nt
Organism: Trachymyrmex septentrionalis
Lineage: Eukaryota; Metazoa; Arthropoda; Insecta; Hymenoptera; Formicidae
Product: mitochondrial fission process protein 1
Exons: 3
Coding region: 259-759 (166 amino acids)
Biological process (GO): mitochondrial fission
Cellular component (GO): mitochondrion
Source: RefSeq, a predicted model, not a curated record